Suillus paluster is the source of this 504-nucleotide messenger RNA. RefSeq lists its product as uncharacterized. Bases 1 to 504 code for a protein of 167 amino acids. The transcript is spliced from 2 exons. NCBI's taxonomy places the organism in Eukaryota, Fungi, Basidiomycota, Agaricomycetes, Boletales, Suillaceae. The record is from RefSeq and is a predicted model, not a curated record.
AUGACAGAGUCCGGCAUCGACUUUGACGAAUCACUGAGUGACACGUCAACAACCAACAGCAUCAAUGAUGUUGUCGCUCGCAUGUCAACAUCUGACAGCGUCAAUGUUGCUCCCACCCGCGUCAAUCCUGCUUCAGGUCCUGCCCUUGUUGACGCUGCAGCUGUUAUGCCUCCUACUAACAAUGCUGCCCUCGCUCUUGUCAAUCCUGCUGUUGCAGGACCUGCUACUCAGGUUCAGGCUAUGGCUACCCAACAGCCAAGCACCUCUGCAUUGGCACGCUGGUAUGUCAUCACUGUUGGAUGUGUAACAGGGGUCUUUCAAGGAUGGUGCAUUCUCCAACAUCUCCUCAUAUAUGAUUUUGAUGUUUUGCCCAGGCACAAUGUGCAUGUGCAUGUUGUCAGUGUUCCAGGAGCUUGUUUUGCACAUUACUCCUCCCUCACUAGUGCCCAGGCUGCCUAUGGGCAGGCAUUGAAUGAUGGCACAGUUACUCAGGUGCUGCUUUAG